This is a messenger RNA of Penicillium oxalicum, 1008 nucleotides long. Its product is annotated as eukaryotic translation initiation factor 4E. Lineage: Eukaryota; Fungi; Ascomycota; Eurotiomycetes; Eurotiales; Aspergillaceae. The record is from RefSeq and is a predicted model, not a curated record. Gene Ontology annotation, biological process: translational initiation. The transcript has 3 exons. Bases 1 to 1008 code for a protein of 335 amino acids. Gene Ontology annotation, molecular function: RNA 7-methylguanosine cap binding; translation initiation factor activity. Gene Ontology annotation, cellular component: eukaryotic translation initiation factor 4F complex; cytoplasm.
AUGGACAACGCCAACCUGUGGACUCGUCGGGCAAACUCCUCCAAAUUGUCACUUUCGAUGUCCGGCACGGACGGCAAGGACGGUGCUCGCGUUGACCUGCCCCGCCCAUCCAAGCGCUUCGGCCCUGACAGCUCCCACGGUCGUUCAAAUCCAUUCAAUGCGAUCUCUCCACUCUCUGCCGGUGUCUCGUCCCCCUCAACCAACGCCUCGUCGGCUUUCGCACUGGGCACCGGAGCUUUCGCCUCGUUUGGUGCGCCCAAGACCCCCGGCGGCUCGACGGAUGUCAAAACUCCAGGUGAAAAGCGCGACGCUCUGACAGACCAGAAUGACUCAACGCGGUCCAAGGGGCUCGUCAAUGGCCAGGUUGGAGCGGGAGAGCACCCGCUGAAGUCUACCUGGAUCGUCUGGUAUCGCCCACCCACCCCAAAGUACUCCGAUUAUGAGAAAUCGACGGUACCCUUGGCGUCGAUAGCAUCCGUCGAGAGUUUCUGGGCGGUCUAUUCGCACCUGAAGCGGCCAUCGCUUCUCCCUACCGUGUCGGAUUAUCAUAUCUUCAAGAAGGGAAUCCGGCCGGUUUGGGAGGACGAGGCCAACAAGCGGGGUGGCAAGUGGAUCGUCCGGCUGAAGAAGGGUGUCGCCGACCGGUACUGGGAGGAUCUACUGCUGGCUUUGGUGGGUGACCAGUUCGCCGAGGCGGGCGACGAAGUCUGUGGUGCGGUACUGAGCGUGCGCGGAGGUGAGGAUGUCUUGAGCGUGUGGACAAAGAACGACGGUGGUCGUAAUAUUAAGAUCAGGGAGACCAUCAAGCGCAUGCUCGCAUUUCCCGCCGACACCAACAUCGUCUGGAAGAGCCACGACGACAGUAUUGCCCAGCGCUCUGCCAUUGACCAGGCUCGCCAAGAGAAGACUCAAAUCACUACCUCCAACCCAACUGGCCAUUCUGGAGUGGAGCGGCGUCGCGCCGGCCAUGACGACGCGGACAAGGGCAAGGGUAGUCCCGCCCUGUAA